This is a messenger RNA of Capronia coronata CBS 617.96, 1086 nucleotides long. RefSeq lists its product as uncharacterized. Lineage: Eukaryota; Fungi; Ascomycota; Eurotiomycetes; Chaetothyriales; Herpotrichiellaceae. The transcript has a single exon. The record is from RefSeq and is a predicted model, not a curated record. Gene Ontology annotation, molecular function: hydrolase activity, acting on carbon-nitrogen (but not peptide) bonds, in linear amides. The coding region runs from base 1 to 1086 and encodes 361 amino acids.
AUGGCUUCGUAUCAAGACAAUCCGCAGCGGAUGGUGACUGUUGCAGCCGCUCAGAUGGGCCCAGUGCACCUGGCAGACAGCCGCGAGGCUGUUCUGAAACGAAUGUGUUCACUCCUGGAUCAAGCGGCCGAUCAGGGCGCGCUACUAGUCGUGUUUCCUGAGCUCGCCUUUACCACAUUCUUCCCAAGAUAUCUGCUCACACCCGAAGAGCUUGCCCGGUAUUUCGAGGUUGAGGAUGCACAAAGCCACCCGAUUGAGCAUUCUCGCAAUGUCAAGCCGCUGUUCGAUCAUGCACGGAGGUUGGGAAUCGACAUCUGCGUAGGGUACGCCGAGAGAAGUCCUCAAACAAACGAUUCGCACAACGACUACAAUUCGUGCGUAUACUAUUCGGCCCAAACUCAAAAGAUCGUGGGGAAAUACCGCAAAGUGCAUUUGCCAGGUGCUGUCAAUCCGUACACCGCACCCGGCGCCUUCCAGCAGCUUGAGAAGCGAUACUUUCGCGCCGGGGACCUAGGGUUUCCUGCAUUCCGAGCUCCUGGUCUUGUUCAAGGCGCUCUGAAAAAAGAAAACGGAUUGAAAGAUCCUGCCGUAACCGCCGGAAAAGGUGAUCCAAUCAUUGGCAUGUUGAUUUGCAACGACAGACGAUGGCCCGAGGCUUGGAGGGUCUACGGCUUACAAGGAGUGGAGAUUGUCUGUUGUGGUUACAAUACCACAGCAUUUGCCACCAAGGAUUCCGGUGAAAUGGUGGACAUGAGUCCCGAAGAGGCUGAAGAGGAGGUACUCCUUCAUCACAAGCUCUCUUGUCAGGGCAACAGUUACAUGAAUUCCUGCUUCAGUAUCAAUGUUGCGAAGACGGGUGCUGAAGACGGCAACCCUUUGGUCGGCGGGACCAUGAUCGUGCAUCCAAAUGGCCAUAUCAUCAAAGAAGCAGAGACUAAGGAGGACGAACUGGUGGUUGCGACGAUAAAUCUGGCAGAUUGUUAUCGCGGCAAAGGCAAGACAUUUGCGUUUGCGAGACAUCGACGACCAGAACACUACGGCGUCAUUGUUGAGCGCGCAGGGGUGGUUGAACCGGACCUGUUGUGA